AUGACGUCACUGAAGCUCGACUGCCACUACGCCUACGCCGACCCUCUGCCUCCCCCAGUGCACACCUUCCCCUCACUGCGCUCCCUCUCUCUCCUCUUCGUGCCCGCGCACUACCAAUUCAUCUCCCUCUGCUCCUCGCUCACCUCGCUCGCCCUCUGGCAUCCCGACGCCUUCGCCCUCCACUCCCUCGCAUCCGCCUCCUCUCCGCUCCGCCGCUCCCUCGCUUCCCUCACCAUCCACAACGCCCGGCUGGAAGCUGCCCUCACGCCCCUCGCUUCCCUCCCUCGCCUCGCCUCUCUCUCCUUCCUCUCCUGCACCAUCGACCCUUGCGACCUGCACGCGCUCUCUCGCUCGCUGCACACGCUCAAUUAUCUGGCAGUCCAUGACUGCCCCAUGAUUCCCAGCCACUCCCUCGCGGCGCUCGCUGAAAGCAACCCCGCACUCACCUCCCUCUCACUCUCUCCGGGCUGCCCUCGUACCGCCCAGGCAUGCUUGGCGAGGAAGCAUCGCUGCUUCCCCUGCAGCACAGCAGCAGCAGCAGCAGCAGCAGCAGCAGCAGCAGCAGCAGCAGCAGCAGCAGCAGCAGCAGCAGCAGCAGCAGCAGCAGCAGCAGCAGCAGCAGCAGCAGCAGCAGCAGCAGCAGCAGCAGCAGCAGCAGCAGCAGCAGCAGCAGCAGCAGCAGCAGCAGCAGCAGCAGCAGCAGCAGCAGCAGCAGCAGCAGCAGCAGCAGCAGCAGCAGCAGCAGCAGCAGCAGCAGCAGCAGCAGCAGCAGCAGCAGCAGCAGCAGCAGCAGCAGCAGCAGCAGCAGCAGCAGCAGCAGCAGCAGCAGCAGCAGCAGCAGCAGCAGCAGCAGCAGCAGCAGCAGCAGCAGCAGCAGCAGCAGCAGCAGCAGCAGCAGCAGCAGCAGCAGCAGCAGCAGCAGCAGCAGCAGCAGCAGCAGCAGCAGCAGCAGCAGCAGCAGCAGCAGCAGCAGCAGCAGCAGCAGCAGCAGCAGCAGCAGCAGCAGCAGCAGCAGCAGCAGCAGCAGCAGCAGCAGCAGCAGCAGCAGCAGCAGCAGCAGCAGCAGCAGCAGCAGCAGCAGCAGCAGCAGCAGCAGCAGCAGCAGCAGCAGCAGCAGCAGCAGCAGCAGCAGCAGCAGCAGCAGCAGCAGCAGCAGCAGCAGCAGCAGCAGCAGCAGCAGCAGCAGCAGCAGCAGCAGCAGCAGCAGCAGCAGCAGCAGCAGCAGCAGCAGCAGCAGCAGCAGCAGCAGCAGCAGCAGCAGCAGCAGCAGCAGCAGCAGCAGCAGCAGCAGCAGCAGCAGCAGCAGCAGCAGCAGCAGCAGCAGCAGCAGCAGCAGCAGCAGCAGCAGCAGCAGCAGCAGCAGCAGCAGCAGCAGCAGCAGCAGCAGCAGCAGCAGCAGCAGCAGCAGCAGCAGCAGCAGCAGCAGCAGCAGCAGCAGCAGCAGCAGCAGCAGCAGCAGCAGCAGCAGCAGCAGCAGCAGCAGCAGCAGCAGCAGCAGCAGCAGCAGCAGCAGCAGCAGCAGCAGCAGCAGCAGCAGCAGCAGCAGCAGCAGCAGCAGCAGCAGCAGCAGCAGCAGCAGCAGCAGCAGCAGCAGCAGCAGCAGCAGCAGCAGCAGCAGCAGCAGCAGCAGCAGCAGCAGCAGCAGCAGCAGCAGCAGCAGCAGCAGCAGCAGCAGCAGCAGCAGCAGCAGCAGCAGCAGCAGCAGCAGCAGCAGCAGCAGCAGCAGCAGCAGCAGCAGCAGCAGCAGCAGCAGCAGCAGCAGCAGCAGCAGCAGCAGCAGCAGCAGCAGCAGCAGCAGCAGCAGCAGCAGCAGCAGCAGCAGCAGCAGCAGCAGCAGCAGCAGCAGCAGCAGCAGCAGCAGCAGCAGCAGCAGCAGCAGCAGCAGCAGCAGCAGCAGCAGCAGCAGCAGCAGCAGCAGCAGCAGCAGCAGCAGCAGCAGCAGCAGCAGCAGCAGCAGCAGCAGCAGCAGCAGCAGCAGCAGCAGCAGCAGCAGCAGCAGCAGCAGCAGCAGCAGCAGCAGCAGCAGCAGCAGCACAGCAGCAGCAGCAGCAGCAGCAGCAGCAGCAGCAGCAGCAGCAGCAGCAGCAGCAGCAGCAGCAGCAGCAGCAGCAGCAGCAGCAGCAGCAGCAGCAGCAGCAGCAGCAGCAGCAGCAGCAGCAGCAGCAGCAGCAGCAGCAGCAGCAGCAGCAGCAGCAGCAGCAGCAGCAGCAGCAGCAGCAGCAGCAGCAGCAGCAGCAGCAGCAGCAGCAGCAGCAGCAGCAGCAGCAGCAGCAGCAGCAGCAGCAGCAGCAGCAGCAGCAGCAGCAGCAGCAGCAGCAGCAGCAGCAGCAGCAGCAGCAGCAGCAGCAGCAGCAGCAGCAGCAGCAGCAGCAGCAGCAGCAGCAGCAGCAGCAGCAGCAGCAGCAGCAGCAGCAGCAGCAGCAGCAGCAGCAGCAGCAGCAGCAGCAGCAGCAGCAGCAGCAGCAGCAGCAGCAGCAGCAGCAGCAGCAGCAGCAGCAGCAGCAGCAGCAGCAGCAGCAGCAGCAGCAGCAGCAGCAGCAGCAGCAGCAGCAGCAGCAGCAGCAGCAGCAGCAGCAGCAGCAGCAGCAGCAGCAGCAGCAGCAGCAGCAGCAGCAGCAGCAGCAGCAGCAGCAGCAGCAGCAGCAGCAGCAGCAGCAGCAGCAGCAGCAGCAGCAGCAGCAGCAGCAGCAGCAGCAGCAGCAGCAGCAGCAGCAGCAGCAGCAGCAGCAGCAGCAGCACAGCAGCAGCAGCAGCAGCAGCAGCAGCAGCAGCAGCAGCAGCAGCAGCAGCAGCAGCAGCAGCAGCAGCAGCAGCAGCAGCAGCAGCAGCAGCAGCAGCAGCAGCAGCAGCAGCAGCAGCAGCAGCAGCAGCAGCAGCAGCAGCAGCAGCAGCAGCAGCAGCAGCAGCAGCAGCAGCAGCAGCAGCACAGCAGCAGCAGCAGCAGCAGCAGCAGCAGCAGCAGCAGCAGCAGCAGCAGCAGCAGCAGCAGCAGCAGCAGCAGCAGCAGCAGAGGAGCAGCAGCAGCAGCAGCAGCAGCAGCAGCAGCAGCAGGGGAAGAAGAUGCAGGAGAUGAGUACGAGGCAAUGA
Molecule: messenger RNA, 3087 nt
Organism: Closterium sp. Yama58-4
Lineage: Eukaryota; Viridiplantae; Streptophyta; Zygnematophyceae; Desmidiales; Closteriaceae
Source: the annotation of a GenBank genome assembly